Molecule: messenger RNA, 4515 nt
Organism: Anas platyrhynchos (mallard)
Lineage: Eukaryota; Metazoa; Chordata; Aves; Anseriformes; Anatidae
Source: RefSeq, a predicted model, not a curated record
GCUCGUGGGGUGAGGGCUGGACCUGAUGGAGGACACAGUUCUGGUGCAGUGUGCUGAUCGGGGUGCUUCUGUGGGGCAGGGGCAUGGGGAAAAGCCCCUUCUAGCAAACCAGAGCUGUAGGGGAGAGCCCCAUCCCUCCUUGGCAGCCAUCGGUGUGCUCCGACCCUCGGUGGGUACCGGUCAGUGAUGCUGGUGGCCCCGUGCAUCGCUGUCCCCCUGGGGCUGGCGCUGGGAGGCAGCCAGGAGGACCCAUUCCUGCAGAGCUCUGCUCUCCCCAGGUACCGCCGAUGAAAAUGACUUCCCUCGUUUGCGCUGAUGCUCUCAGUGGAGGUUUUGGCCUUUGGACUGAAGACCUGACACCAGCUUGAGCACCGGGAUGUGCAGCUGAGUCCUGCUGGGCUCUGGCAUUUGUCAAGUUUGUGGCCAGCUUUGGAGGAGGGUGUUUGCUUUUCAAGAGCCUGAGCUUGUUUGGUGUGAAACCUCAGCUCCCUGGAGCGGGUAAAUGCUCUGCAGGGCAAUGCUUGGUUGAAAACUGAGGUGGAGGAGCAAGUUCCUUGAAAAUGCUUCAACUAACUGUAGUCUGGGUGAGUGGGGGGAGACGUGAGCUCCCUGUCAGCCCCCCAGCCUGAUGGAGGUGGUGGGGAGGUGGCAAGUGAGCCCCACAGCAGGAUGUCUGAAGCCACCAAAAUAAUGAUCCAGGAAAGUGUGAUUCAGGGCAGGGUGAACAGCCACACCAGGGGCCUCCUGCAGGAGAACCACCAGCUCCAGGAGGUCACAGAGGGCCUGAAGAUCCCAGUGGACCCCUGGAGAACAGGGAGCAGGACAUGGCCACGUGCAGUUUGCAGUCACAGGGUCCCAGACAGUACGUGCACGGGUGCUGUGGCAGGAUGGAGAGCUGAUGGGAGGUUGGGGACGCCUUUGCCACUUUGCCUGUCCCUUGGCUGCAGGUAACCUCGCUGCAGACCUUGCAGCUUGAGGAGCUCUUGGCUGGGAGCUGCAGAUGGAGAGGGUGAAGGUCUUUUGCCAGCUGGAGCAGAUGAAGGAAGCAGCAGCAGUGCUGUGGUACACGUGGCACAGCAAGGGUCCUGGGACAUGUUCCAGUGCCCGCUGGGACGCAGGCAAGGAGCCACCAUGCUCUCAGGGCUUGUAGGGCAGGCAGGACGUGCCAAGGAGAACCCAGGGUCUUUGGGAUGCUGGAGUGGUGGUGGUGGGGAGAAGCCAUUCCCUGAGCUGCCCGCUCUGGCAAGGGACCUGUAACAGGGCUGGCCAGGAGGAGCCAGAGUUCCUCCAGCUUUCAAAAACUCCAGUGUUCUGGCACAAAAACCCUAACUCAGAAACUAUGACGGCCCCACAACCUCCCCACUGCUUGCUCCAGCUCAGUGGGAGCAGACCUCAUGAGCUGGUGAGCUAGGAAAUUCCAGGCAGCUCUGGCUUUCCAUGACACACGGUGCUGGGACACUGCUGCAGCGCAUCCACGAAGCAGGGAACAUGCAGGUGAGGACGGGAAGGUGAUGUUUGGAAAGUGCUGCGUGAGGCUAAAGCCACCAGCAGGGACCUCAGGGAGGGACCCAGGAGGCAGCAGCCCCUGCCCAGCCACCCUGCAGUCAUGAUGGUGCAGAAGGUGGUGAUAUCUUGGUGCUGUCAGAAGGGCUGGCUGGCCAAACAACUAAAAAGGGUCUCCUGCCUUCCUCCUGUUCAUGUCCCUGCUCGGAUCCCUUCUGUAUGUUGUCCCUAUUGUCCCUGCCCUGUGCUCCAGUUUGGCCCUGCAGCUCUCCAGGUGCACCCAAUUUCCCCCAGAACCUCCCUAAGGGCUUCCAACAAGAAACCUUUAGAGCUGCAGCCACCUUCAUGGGCCACCCCUUGCAGCACUGGGACUGCCAUCGUGGGGACAAACUCGGAUGGCACCCAGCUACCAGGGUGCCUGGCAGAUAUGGAGCUGCCAGUGCUGGUCCCCAACAGGCAGCUGAAGGGCGAGGGGAUGGUGCUGGGCCAUGAGGAGCGGCCCCCAUGCCUUCCCUGGGUGUGUGGGGCCCAGCUCCAAGAAACAUGAGGCUGGCCGAGGUUUGUGCUGGGCUGCGCCAGGACGCCGGGCUCCUGCCAAGCCUGGCGGGGCCGCGAGAGCUGCUUGUUUCCAUGUCCGCCGCCCUGCCAAAACGGCGUCUGCCUUGGGGAGGCGGGGGGAAGAGGGCAAAGGGAAAAAAAGGGAAAAGAGGGAGAGAAAAAGGGGAGAGAGGGGAACAGGGACUUGUCAGCAGCAGAGGGGGGAAUGGGAGCUGGGGAUGAUGAGCCCUGCACUGAGGAGGGGACAGCACCUGUCCCACCAGGACCCCCUGCCACUGCACAGCACUAACAGGGCUAGACCCCAUCAUGUCCCUGUGGGGUAAAAGGACAAAAUCCCCCAUGUUAUGCUGCAAGCACCCGGCCACGGGUGGAUGCUGAGCCCCUCUCCGCAGGGACGUGCCCUGAGGCCAGCCGCCCCCUCACAGGGCACCUCCCCAGCGCCAUCUUGUUGGGGGGGGGGUGGUGGGGGCAGCCAUCUUGCUCCCGGGCACCGCCGCCAUCGUGGUUGCGGGCGGGGGGCAGCAUCGUGGGGCCGGGCUGGGCUCCUCUGUGCUGCCUCCUCCGCUCCCCUGGGGGUAUGGAGGGACCCUUCCCUGCCCCUUCUCCCUUCCUCCUUCCUCCCAGCUUUGGCCGUGGCUGGGGUGCCCCCCAGGAUGCUGGCUGGGGGGGGGGAUGCUCAGGAGGGGCUGUGGGGCAGAGGAGGGCUGCAGGGAGCUGUGUGCUGCUGCAGGGGGGCGCGGAGAUGGCUGCUGAGGAGCUGUUUGCGACAGCAGUGCCUGAGGAGCAGCUGGAGGCCGGCAGGGAGAGGGCUCUGCAGAGGAUCUUUGGGUCCAGCCGCUGCCUGCGCAGCAUCGAGUGCCCCAGGGAAGCGGGGCCCUUUGGUGCGGUUGUGCAGGGCAGGAUGCGGGAGCACUGGCAGAAAGGGCUGGAGUUCUCCUCCUGCGGCCAGUGGGAGGAAGCCAUCAUCUGCUACACGAAAGCCAUCGGCCUGGAUCCGCAGCGGGCAGAGCUGUACGAGCAGCGGGCAGAGGCUUUCCUCCAGCUCUGCGACUUCCAGUCGGCUGCUCUGAACUUCAGGAAGGUGCUCACACUGGGACCCGCGCGGGAGCAGCACUGCCUGGCUCGCUUAGCCCUUGUCCUUGACCUACAGGGACGAUGUCUGCUGGACCAGGAGCUCUACAGCGAGGCCCUGGAGGCCUUUACGCGAGCAGCUGAGCUGCAGCCCCACCGCAGGGUGUUUCGCAGGAGGAGCAUCUUGUGCCUCGCUGCCCUCAACAAGUUCCCCGAGUGCCUCCGGAUGCUCAACAGAGACCUGGCGGAGGAUGCGAGGAACCCUGACUUGUACGUGCUGCGUGCCUCCUUCUACGAGCACUUCGGGCAGCUGUCCCUGUGCCACCAGGACAUCCAGCGGGCCCUGGAGCUGGACCCGCAGCACGGAGCUGCCCAGGCGCUGCGGCAGAGGCUGCAGAGGCGAGGCCUGGAGGCCAAGGCUGAGGCAGUGUCAAAGGCUCUGUGUGGGGACCUGCGUGGGGCCCUGCUCAGGAUCAGCUUUGCCAUCGAGACCAACCCCUCGGCUGCCGAAUUCUUCACCCUCAGGGGGGCCCUCCUCCGACGGCUGAAGGACUUCGGUGCAGCCUUAAAGGACUUGGCCAAGGCGAGGCAGCUGUGUGCCGACGAGGGCCCGGAGGCUCAGGAGGCUCGGCGGCAGCUGGUGCUCACCUACAACGACCGUGCCGUGCACUGCUAUGCCCGGGGCCAGCUCAAUGAGGCUGUGAUGCUCCUUGGGGAGGCUCUGCGAGAUGAGAGGACAGAGGAGGGGCUCUAUGUCAACAGAGGAGACUGCUUCCUUCGCCUGGGGGAGCUGGCCCACGCGCUGGCGGAUUACCAGCAGGCGCUGGAGCUGAGCCCAGGGAACCUCGGUGUGCAGCGACGUGUUGCGGCAGCGCUGCACGAGCUGGGUCGUCGGGACGUGGCAGCGAGGUGGUACCAGCAGGCAGAGGCUCGUUUCUCUGCUACCAUUGAGCACGACCCCCAGGAAGCUCUGCACCACCUGCGCCUGUGCCCACAGAAGGUGCAGAGCACGAGGGAGGACACCUUGCAGAGCCUGCGGCUGGACCCCAUGGACAGUGAGAUCCUUUCCCUCACACACCACCUCUUUCCAAGAACGACUGUGCAGCCUAUCCUGAGGAGUGAGACCGGACGCCUCACCCAAGAAACCUUGGAGAAAACGCUUCAGAGCCCUCCAGAACCCACAAUUUUGGCCGAUGACACCUGGUGUGACAGCAGUAGGUUCCCACGUAAGUGGCGCCCCCAGGAAGCUCAGCAGAGCUGGCCCAGCCAAAGUUUGCGAGGUCUGACCAGUAGAAAGACGUAAAAGAGGCUCAGCAGCUGAUAGCACCUACUCCUCAGUCUGCUGUAGAAAUCAAUAUUGAAUAAAAGGAAUUUUAAAAACCA